Molecule: messenger RNA, 10401 nt
Organism: Passer domesticus (house sparrow)
Lineage: Eukaryota; Metazoa; Chordata; Aves; Passeriformes; Passeridae
Gene: TFDP2
Product: transcription factor Dp-2
Exons: 13
Coding region: 1741-3096 (451 amino acids)
Biological process (GO): regulation of cell cycle; regulation of transcription by RNA polymerase II
Cellular component (GO): transcription regulator complex; nucleus
Molecular function (GO): RNA polymerase II transcription regulatory region sequence-specific DNA binding; DNA-binding transcription factor activity, RNA polymerase II-specific
Source: RefSeq, a predicted model, not a curated record
ACAUCUGCCUCUCAUCACCUGUUGCCCUUUGUUGAAGGCUCCUUGACUCAGGUUCUCUUGACAGCCUGGAGGGUUAGCUGGGCUGAGCAGGCAGUGUUGCAGUGCUCUGACAGGAGCUGAACCUGAUUCUGUUCAAAUCACUCUGCUGAAGGCAACUCUGCACCAUGUGCCUGAUACUUCAUCUUCAUGUGGUGAUGGUUUUCACCCUGGCAAUGGCACAGCUAGAGAGGGAGAAGAUAUUGCAUAUUCCUCUUGUUCAGGUGGUAUCCUGGAGGACACACUCUGGAUAACCAUUUUACCACUGUCACUGUUUAAUUUAAAGCAGGAAUUCAAGCUGUUUUCCUUUCACUAGUGUCAAAUCUACAGGAGAGAAACUUCACUACAAAUUAAGGAUGUGGAAAGGCCUUGGUAUAUUUGCCAGCUGAACCUUUCAAAUGGCCUGCAGAGUUGUGAGCUCUGUUGUGGAGAGGUUCAAAGUAGGGAGGAGUAGGGCUCUGAAACAAAAGAGGGGUGUCUGAAAGUCUGCCAGGAUGGACCAGCCUUUGGAGAUCAGAGCAUUUGCCACAGCUUGUGACAUGAAAUGCCCAAGGAUUGUGCAGACUAACUGGUAUUUUGAAGAAAUGUGAUUACUGAUCAAAGCCUAUUUUGCUUAUCUUUUACCAAAAAAAUUGAUUUUAUCUUCCCAUGAAAUCUUUAAUGUGAUGUCAUCUAAAAGUGCUACCUGUUAAUUGAUAAUGGAUUUGAAAUAAGCUUUAGAUAUAUUUUUACAGGUGCUGUGCUGUCCCAAUAUUUGCUGCACAGAAGGGCAUUAAUACCAUUUUAGAACCUCACUCAUAGUAACUUCUGUUUAAAAUAUGACAGCUUUUACUGCUUUUUGUUUAUUUUUUUUGUCUCAAGUGUUUUCAUUAGUUUGGAAAGUAUAUGCCAUUUUACAUUUUCUGUCAGCUGAGUUUGAUAGUAAAGGUAACAAUACAAAAUUACAAAUAUUAACUAGUUUGCAGUUUCAUAACUUUAAGCUAUUCAGUUGAGUUUUAAUGUUGUAUUUGGGAUUGGACAGCAAUGCAGCUCAUUGCCAUGUGAAGAUUGGCAAUUCAGUUGAGAUGUGUUAAUGAUCUCUGGGCAUUCUGCCUUCACAGAUCCUACCAUGCUGAUAGUAGAUAACCUCAUAUCAGUUUGGCAGUUGGAUCAUUCAUAACAUAUAGUCCUAGUAAAUAUGUGGGGACUAUGUGGCAUGAAAAUUUAUGCCUCAGUAACAAUCCCUCUAUUGCUGGAGGAGUCUUGCUGCUUUUACAUUAAUUGUUGUAUAUCAAGACAAAGGGCAGAUGAAAAAGUCUUCAGAUAGUUGAAAAUACUGAGAAGCUGUAUGAAUUUUGUUACAUAGCUAAAAAAUAUCAAGUCAGCUGUGUUAAAAAGCUUACUGUAAUGAACUUGACCAAAAUUUCUGAGUACUCUUUUCUUUUAAGCAGUAUUUUCUGCUGUACUUGUAACAGCUAAUUUUAUGUAAAAUUAGUUCGGUUGCUCUCAUUUGUUUUUAACAAGAACAUUUAGACUUUCUUUCCUGUCAGGAGAAAGUCAAAAAAGCUAAAUACUGAGUUACUGAAAGCCUGAGUUAAAGAAAGUAGCAAGAUCUAGUCCCACUGUUUCCAGGAUCAGGGCACAGCACAAGAGGCUCAGUUGAAGGGAAGGAGGAUGUUCACUUUAAAGAUUAUGUGAAGAUGAAAAGGGAUAUCUUAUGGCUUUAUGAAAUAUAAAGCAAUACUGUCUGACAUGACGGCAAAAAAUGUUGGUGUGACUUCCACAAAUGGAGACUUGAAAGGAUUUAUAGAUCAGAACCAGAGUCCAACAAAAGGUAAUAUUUCAGUAAUCACAUUGCCAGUUUCCAGCACCAACUCUCCGACUAAGAUUUUGCCAAAAACCUUGGGACCAAUCAAUGUGAAUGUUGGACCCCAAAUGAUCAUAAGCACACCACAAAGACUGAGCAGCUCAGGGGGUGUUCUGAUUGGGAGCCCGUACAGCCCAGCUCCAGCCAUGGUCACUCAGACACACAGAACGGAGGCGUCCGGCUGGGUCCCAGGGGAGCGGAAACGGACUCAAGAAAUUAUAGAGUCAGAUUUUUCAGAAAGUAAGAGAAGCAAGAAAGGAGAUAAAAAUGGGAAGGGUCUGAGGCAUUUUUCAAUGAAAGUUUGUGAAAAAGUUCAACGCAAAGGAACAACUUCGUACAAUGAAGUCGCUGAUGAGCUCGUAUCAGAAUUCACAAAUUCUAACAGCCACCUCGCAGCCGAUUCACAGGCCUAUGAUCAGAAGAAUAUUAGACGGAGAGUUUACGAUGCCCUCAACGUCCUGAUGGCAAUGAACAUCAUUUCAAAGGAGAAGAAGGAAAUCCGGUGGAUCGGCCUUCCCACAAACUCAGCUCAGGAAUGUCAGAAUCUAGAGAUAGAAAAACAGAAGCGGAUUGAAAGGAUAAAACAGAAGCGAGCCCAACUGCAAGAACUGCUACUGCAGCAAAUAGCAUUUAAAAACUUGGUACAAAGAAAUCAGCAAAAUGAGCAGCAAAAUCAAGGCCCUCCAUCUUUGACCUCCACAAUACAGCUGCCUUUCUUAAUAGUCAACACUAGCAAAAGAACAAUUAUAGACUGCAGCAUAUCAAGUGAUAAAUUUGAAUACCUCUUUAAUUUCGAUAAUACUUUUGAGAUUCACGAUGACAGCGAGGUGCUGAAGAGAAUGGGAAUGUCCUUUGGGCUGGAAGCAGGCAAAUGCUCAGCUGAGGACCUAAGAACUGCAAAAUCACUGGUGCCAAAAGCUUUAGAAGGCUACAUCACAGAUAUGUCUGCAGGAUUUUCGUGGAUAAAUCAAGGGUUACUUUCAAGUUCAGCACAAGCAGUUUCCCAUUUAGAGGCAGCUGGAGGCACUUAUGAUGCUAAAUCAAGUGAGAAUCCAGGGUUGUGUUUGGAUGCUGAAGUGGCCUUAGCAACUGGGCAGCUGCUUGCCCCUAGCAGUCAGCAGUCCAGCAGUGCAGCGUCCCGCGGGGAGACACCCUGCUCCUUCAACGAGGAAGAUGAAGAGGAUGAAGAUGAGGAUUCUUCCUCCCCAGAAUGAGGACAGUAGAAAAUGGAAUAUAAAACAUGCUGCUCAAAUAUUCCUACCGAGAGUUCCUGUUUGGAUUUUCCUGGUUUCUUGCCUUGGUUUGCACUGUGUUUGGUGAACCAAAAUGGAAGCUUCAAAACAAGUUUAUCCAUAGCUGAAAUUGAAGAAUUGUGUAACUGAACACAGAGUGACAUGCAGAGACAGAGCAAAGUGGGUUUUAUAAACUAUAAAUGAGGAAAAGAACAAAGCCCCUGGAGAUUUGGCAAAGUAAACCUUAAGAUCAUCUUUUCCAUUUUGGGACUCAAGGCUUUGUCUUCCCCUUGUCUUUUUUAAAUGGAGAAGAAAACAGUCAGUCAGUAAAAGCCAAUUCUUGUGUUGUCUUUUGGCUGUGCUGCCUUUAGAAAAAGGGGGAGAGAGCACACACAAAUGUGCUAAAAUCAUUAUUUAAAACUAUCUUGUAUGAAAGUGGUUAUAGGGAAAAGGGGCUGUUAAAAUGGUUGCUUUUUUUCUGUUCAACUUGCUGUAUAGAGGAUUCUUAAAGUAAUAUAAAUUGCAAGUGAUUAAAUGAAUCUUGAAAUAGUUUAUAUCCAUUUUAGAUACUCUAAAAGUAACAAGAAACAUUAGUAUGAAAGGUUCAUAUGUUCAUUUAUAUUGCAGGUCUAAUUUAUUAUAAGUGAUUAUUCUUAGCCAUUAUUAAAACAGUCAGGAAAAAACCCCAGUAUUCUCUGCACCAGCUUUUUUCAAGGAAAAUAAGUUUAAAAAUUGUAUUUCUAGAUUACAGCAUAUUUAGUGUAGCUUCUCUUUUACUGUUCCAACUUUAUAUAAUCCCUUUGAUGUUAGAGCAUGUCUUGGUUUUUUUAAAAAAGCCUCCCACCAUGUUAAGGAUCUCAGGCAGUGUGUUUUCAUGGCAGUCUUUUCAAAUUUGGGGUGGGCAAAGUCAUUGGCUGAGGUUCUUAGGAAAAAAAAAUUCAACAAUACAUCAUUUAAUGUUUUGCAUUCUGGUCAGCUUGGAUUCUGACAGACUUUCUUAUCAGUAACUUCAGUUGCACUCACCUUGAUGCACCUUUGAAAGUUGUAUCAAACCAUGUAAAAUAAUCUGUGGCUCAAGUUACCCAACACAUAUCCCAUGUGAACUGUUAAAUUUAGACUUGCAACAGGAGGCUGUGUUUUCCAUAGCUAACAUCACAUCCAAUCAUAAGGACCUUUUAAAAAACCCAAAACCUUGAAUAUCAAUGCAAAAUACACUGUAAAUGUGCUCUUCCCAUGGUGUUCCAGUGCCCAGGGCUUUGCGGAGUCUCUAAGUUAACUAGGAGUUUUCAUGAGGUAAAUCUUGCCACUUUUCCCACUGUGUGUAGGGGGUUGCCCCGUGUCUCAGCUGAGGCUGUCCUGGCUCUGCUCCUGCACUGGGGAGGAGGCAGCUUGUGCUGCUGCUCACCUGAGCAAUGGCAGCAGCUCCCCCUGAUGCUGGCAGCGUCACUCAUAGCCUGGGCUGUGUCCACAUCAUCUUCUGCAGCCAAACCUGCACUCACUCAGGCCAGCAAGACCCAAAAGCACCAAGCCUGAGCUACAGAGAGAAAAUGAGGCUCCAGCUCAAGAGCUGCCUGGCCGAGUGCAGGAGUUAGCCCAGGGCUGGCUGCUCACAGGACAGGUCAGACUGUGAGGCCUAGACAAGCACCACCUGUAUGCUGAUUACAAACUGAAGCAUCCAGAGAGAAACUUCUCACAGAUAGCUCAAACUCCUGCAGGUGAGGAGUACCUGAGGGCAGCACCAGUAUGUAGGUAUGGCUCUUGACUCAGCUAUCUGUUUCACAGACAAUAGCAAUGAAUAGCAAAUGCACAAACUAAAAUGCCUGCUGUGGUAUUCACCCUUGGGGCAAGACCGUUCAGACCAUCCUGUGCUCAUGGCUCACAGGCAACAGCAGACUGAGGCCUUUACACCCCCUCACUUCCACCGAAUCUGUAACACUACCUCCAUACCAGAAAAGCUUUACAGAUACAAAAAAAUCCUCUUGCUGAGAGAGUCAGUGCAUUGAGCCAAGUGGCUCACUUUUGAAAGGGGGGAGAAGGGAACAGGUACUUCACACAUGUUCCUAUGGAAUGUCAGCUUCAUGACUGACAUUUCAUUUAAACAGACCAUCACUUUCAUUCUUAAAAAACCCAUUGUUUUUUUAAACUGCCCUGUCAGUAAGCUUUCAUUGGAAGGGACAGAUCAAAGGUAACUUACAUAUGCAUGAGCCUAAGGAAUUCUCUAAGAGGGAAAUCUCUUCCAAAGUAGUUAUACCUGCCUCUCCCCAACAAUACAUUAAGGAUACAUUUAACUUUACACUUUCUUCACACUCCCCACUCAAGAUUGGUGUAAAAAGAAAAAACAGCAAAACACUAAACAGUUCCAAAAGAGCAGCACUUUGAACUAUAAGAACCUGGCAAAAAAAGGUUUCCAGCCCAGAAAUGGAAUGUAUUUUUUUAGCAGUCAGUGGGCUUUCUGCUUUACAGGGGGAAGAUCUCCAGUGACACCUUUCCUCCACUGAUGUCUGUGCCCUUCAAAGCUGCAGCCUGCACAGCUGCUUGCUUUCUGGCAAACAUCAAACUAUCAAAUUUAAAGAUAAAACAUAAAAAAUAUGGGCGCACAUAACACUUAUUUGACAGUUGAACCAAGCCUUCAAAAGUUCUUUUUCCUGGACUACUUGAAUACAAAGGACAAAACAAGUUAGAACAUUUAGAAGAGACUUCAAAAGUAAAUUCUUUCCUUGGGCUUCUUUGUGCCAAGUACCAGUUGAGGAUGAAGUUCAACUGAAGCACUGCAGUCUUGUGGCCACACUAAAGCCUGAGAACUAGGAGAAUUUGGGACUUGAUCCAGCCACAGUCACCUGUGUAUGAUCUCAGGCAAACUUUUCAAUCAUUCCUGGUGAUCUUAGCUGCCAUAUUUAAAAAAGACACAAAAACCACAAACCAAAACAGGUAAAUGCAGCUGCUGCAGUUGUGACUAACAAGGGGGUUGAGAAUAUUAACAAACCACAGAGCUCUCACUGAGCUCAUGGCAGUGCUUAUGCUCAGCUGCUUCAACACACAGGCCCUCCCUCCUGCUGAGAGCCAGCACUUUCCACAAUAAAAUGGUCAUGACCCAGACUGCUUUUCCCAUUUUCUAUUCAGUUCCAUCAUCAUCUCCUAUCUCAUGCAAUACCCCUGACAUUCAUUGACAGAAAUCAAGCAGCAACUGGUACUAGAUAAUACCUCAUAUAAGAAAAAGUUAACACUUAAAUUUUCAUGCAAAUUUAAGUGAUGUUUCUGUGUCUUGGAACAUUCUCUCUUGGUUACACAUUCAGGAGGCACUUGACUACAAGCAUAUAAUGCUGUAUGUAAAUGCCUUUAUAGCUAUAGUGCACUAAACUUUAUUUCUGGACUAACUUUGUGGUGCUUGAAAAAUAUAAAUUUGAUUUAGAAUAACUUGUCAGCUCCACUAUCUACAUGAAAAACUGCAAGCAGGAAAUAGCAUUUUUCUAUUAUGUGGAAAUAUAACAAUGUUUGUGGAUUUUGGUAUUUAAAAUUGUAUUAUGGUGCACCAGUCUUCUCAUUUCCACACUGGAAUUAAUGCCAGCAAUCCACUUAAUCUCAGAAAGUGUGUGUAUCCAGCAAAUAAGUUCAACUGAAGGUAUGACUUAAACUAACACCAUAAGCCCUGCUGUAGGUGUUUCCAUUUUGGUUAAGGGGUUUUAAUUUUUAAACUUGCAAAUACCCCUAAAUCCUUUUGAGUAGCCAGAAAUUGCUGAGGAUACAGAAUUCCCACAGAAGGGCUUCUGCUGAUCAACUAUGUCAGCCUGAAGUAACAUUAUGUAAAAAGGCCUAAUAACCAAAUUUUAAUCCUUUUGUUUUUUUAAAGAAAAAUGAGGCCUUCAAGUUCAUCUUCAUACAUGAAAUGAUGCUUGAAUUUAGAAUUCCACAGUUAAGGUUUAAAAUUUCAAGUGCUCUUUCUUUUGACCAAAUCCACCAUUUUAAUUCAAGAGUAUGGCUGAAACUUAACCACAUUUGAACUCUGGGCAAUACUCCUUUUUGUAGUUAACUGGCCCUUUUCAGCUGAAAAUAAUCCAGGCAGUUGAUUGUAAAGACUUUCCUUUUAGUGAGUUAAAGAUGUUUGGGGUUUGGAUUCAUUUAAAAUCAAAGCCAGUACCACAGGGUACGGUGUAGAGAAAACAAACCAAAGCAAGCUAUCUUCUCAUUCCAGGAAUCUCUCAGGAGCAUCAUUACAGUAAAUAACCAGAUGUAAUGAGCUGGGGAAAGACUAUGUGUGCUUUUUUAAUUUGUAAUUUUAAAAAUUCUAGUAAUAGCCAUACUUUGAGGUGACAUCCUUCUGCUGCAGUUGGGUCACUCUGAGGCUGAAGGUGUCUCAGGUGCCUCUUGCAGCAUUAGUGAUGAACAGGGGAGGGAGAAGCCAAGGACCUGUUUAUGGAGGUUUGUUGUUUAAAAUGUGCCACUUCUUGAUUUCUAGCCUCUGACUGCAAGCAAUGCACCAAUGAGUCAUUUGUGAUGUAGACAUCACACACCUACCAUGGCACACACUCUAAAUACUUAAUUUUCUGCUGGCAGGUGUUCACACAACCCAAUCCUGCUACCAUAAAACUUAAUGAAACUCAUUCCUUAGACUUAACAAAGUUCCCUAGCAGAUUAUCUCUUUCCUGUUUAACUGUUUGAAUUUUGUCUGAUGAGUAUUUUUAAGGGGCUGUGAGUAACUCUUCUCUCCCCAGUCCAGGUAUAUUGCCAAAAACUACCCAUAACCAGUGUUACUCCCAUUUGUUCAUUCCAUCUGCAAAGGAUUAUUGUCCUUGCAAGUCACUGCCAAGCUGCAUGUGCAAGGAGCUGCAGCUCCUUCAGUCUGAGUGCCUGAGGUGGCAUCCAUGGAUCCCUCCCCAGCUGGCACUGACAGGGAGGGCAGGGAAUGCUCAUUCCAGCAGUCUGGCAGUACAUUGAAAGGCUGUUUAUUGCAGCUGUACAGUCACUCUCCACCUUCAAUACACCUACCUUGUCUGCCCACCCAGAGAUCAGACAAAACCAAAAUGUUUCCUUUUCUGCUUCCAUAUUUUUGACAGUACCAAAGAAUCCAACAUUUAGGAUAUCCACCUAAGCUGCAGGACACCAAAAUUCCUUGGUCAAAAUUGGUCAGAAAUAACAUCUGAGAUCUAACUAUCCAAAUCCCAAGGGAAAGCCUCCUACUUAGGACCAAUAUGGAGUAAUUACUUUUGCAUUUAUCUAAGAAGAAAAGCAGACUGACCUGAGUCAGGUCAGUAUGUGUAACAGAGCCAUGAUAAUUCCAAGCAGAUACAGGAACCUCCCAGUAGCCCAAACUUGCAUCUCUUAUUGGCUAGAAAAGUGCAAUCACUUAAAUCUGAUUUCUCUAAAUGCCAUUCUUAAUACUCAACAUUCUCCAGGCAUUGGUACUUUAGAUAUAUGGACAGCAUGGGAUAGCAGGAUACAGCAAUGUCAAAUUUAAACCCAGUUGUAGAUGCAAAUCAAACUCAUCUAUGCAGAAACUUUCCAAGACAAAUGGAGUCUUUACUGAUGAGUUGGUUUUAGCCCAUUCUCCUGUCCAGGCUGAGUGAAACACUCGUCCCUCACACUGCCUGGUUCCUGUGCUGCCCAUGCUGCCCACCCACACGUGCCAGGCAGCCAGAGAGGGAAGAACAUCACAUAUCCACAGCCCUUCCUGCUGACAUUUUCAGGUCACAUACAACUAUUCUGAAAACCAUCAGUAAAGUUUAAGUCCACAAAAUGAGUCUCCAGGCUUUUUGAUGGGUUUGUUAAAUUACUAUUGUAACUUUAACAAUUAGUAGAUUUGGUUGUACUAAUGCAGGGAUUAAGUGGAUCUCCCAGAAUUUCCCCAGCUGAAUCACAAUCCACCGUGCAAGUCUCUAAAACAUUCCCUUGUCCUAAAGGCCAUGCUGUAUACAUGAGAAAUACAUCAGAGAAGCAUAUGCAAAUGUUAUGACACUGUAUCUCACAAGCACCUACUGUAAAAAAAAUGAAUCCUACUUUGAACAAAUCUGUAAGAAGUAGGAUGUGAGCCUGUCCUCGUUCCUCAGGCCCUGACUGCAAACCAUGCCCUGGGGCCAAGGCACAAGCUUUGUGUUUGCAUAUCCUGCUCAGCCUCAGGAGAAGCUGGCCAGCAAGCACAGGCAGAGUUUUACACCUGGAGUUGUUUGCUGGCAGCUGGGGGAUGAUCUGGCAGAGGAUGAGUCCUUGGCAAGGAGGACUGAUGCUGAAUUCUGAAUGCUGGUGUGCCAUCAGCCCAUGUUCUGAAGGUGCUACAACCGCAGCAAGGGGUAGAAAAGGCAGGUCUGGCCCUCCUCCCCUCCUUACAGUAGCACUUUUUAAUAUCCACUAUAUUCUACAUGGAAGUAAUUGUACAGACACUUCCUUUUUAUAUUUAAAAUGCAGAAACCACUUGAAAGUCAAUUAACUUUUAAACUUUUUUUUUUAAGAACAAGGCCAGUCAUGGACAAAGCUAUUUAAUGACCUCCAAGGCUGAACUCAGAACAGGGUUUUGUAAACAUGGUGGGUGGGAAGAGACAAAUCCAAUUACAAGCAUGCUAAUUAUAUGGGAUUUGAAGUUUUAAUAAUUUUUUUAAUCUACUCAUCUUACUCUCCCAAGAUGUGUAUUGGCACAAAGUGUCACACAAACACUCUGGAAACUUUUCUCCCUUUUCUUGUGCUAAACUCUUGUAUCUUCAUGAAAGCCCAAGUUUCUCAUUCAUCUUCAUUUGUUGCAUAUUUUUGAAUUCUCCACACAUUUCUUUCUUUCCAAAUACCUAUAAAUUAUAAACUAAAGUUUUAUUUUUGCAGAAAAUCUGCUAUUAAGCUAUGCUGAUUUUUUGUCCUGAACAAAUAGUGUUAAUUUCCACUACCACAUUGUACGUGGCUAGGAGUAGUGUAAAAAAGAAUGUGGUAGUAUUUUAUGUGCUUUAAACACUGACAAAGAUAUAAAGAAAAGUGCAUAUACAAAGUUUUACUUUCCUAAUAGGAACACUGGCAUUAGCAAAUAGUAUAUUUGAACCAAUAGGAAAUAUUACUUUGUAGUAAACACUUUGUAAAUAAAUACUUGUUAUUUUUUUAAUGGAAAUUUUAUAGAAGCUUUUUCAGUAUUCUCAACUGAUUCCAUGUUUACUGAAAUGCUGCAAGGGGGAAUUGUACAUUGUAAAUGGGGGUGGGGAGCAGACAGUCUGGCUGAGGUGAAAGCUGUGUGUGCUUUGGAGAAGAACAACCAGUUUCCUGUGAACUGAAAUGUAAACCUUAACUGUAGAAGAACUGAAUAAAAGAAUUUCAAGGCAA